Molecule: messenger RNA, 2003 nt
Organism: Rhopalosiphum maidis (corn leaf aphid)
Lineage: Eukaryota; Metazoa; Arthropoda; Insecta; Hemiptera; Aphididae
Product: proton-coupled folate transporter-like
Exons: 7
Coding region: 373-1848 (491 amino acids)
Biological process (GO): transmembrane transport
Cellular component (GO): membrane
Molecular function (GO): transmembrane transporter activity
Source: RefSeq, a predicted model, not a curated record
ACUUGUCCAUCGGCACAUAUCAUCCGCGACAGUCCGCGCGAGUGUUUGCGGGUGCUUGUGUAUACGAUUAUUAUGUAUGUGUGUGUGAAGCUGUGCGCAAUCGCGAUCAUUUCAUCUGAACGAUUUGUAUCCGUAUUGCAAUAAUCGAUCCGGCAGUUACCUAUAUGGGUUUUUAUUAAGUAACUUGAGUCAAAAUAGCAUAGAUAAAAUCUAAAUCAUUGUUUUAUUGUCAUCCGGUCGAACGAAUUCUAUUAGUGCGGCUGUCGCCGGAUUAAGGUCGACAUCACACAUCUACACACGUACCUCAACAGAAAAUAAAGCUUUGUAAAUCACUAGGUGUGUAGGUACGCAGGUAUCGUCGUCGGCGUCCAUAUGAAGAUGAAUAUGCCGAAAUUCAAAACUUUUCGUUGCGCGGUGACGAUAGAGCCCAUGAUGUUCUUGUAUUUCGUGGCCGUUGUCCUGUCGAACAACGUGGGCACGAAUAUGCUUUUGCACAAGGGAUGCAACCCGAACGCGACUGCGGCACCAGACCUGCACGUCUCGCCGGAAUGUAUGAUGGAGAACGGCGCGCAGCACGGAGUGUCGACAAUCAACGUGUGGAAGCACAUGAUCCAGGAACUGCUGUCGCUGGUGUUCAUCAUGUUCGCUGGCCCGUGGAGCGACCGGCACGGCCGCCGGCGACGGCCGCUGAUGUUCGUGCCGGUGAUCGGGCAGAUGACCUGCGACGCGUUUAACCUGCUGUCCUCCGUGUUCUGGAGCGGCGUGUCACCCACCGUCACCGGCAUCACACAGUCGCUGAUCUUGUCUGUCACCGGGUCACAGCAUUGCUUCUUCAUCGGCAUGUUCGCGUACCUGGCCGACAUCACAGACACGUCCAACCGGACCAUGCGCAUCGGGUUCGCCUCGGCCGUCCUGCCGCUGGCCGCCACCCUGGGCGCGCUGUCCGGCGGUUAUCUGAACGUGAGGCUCGGGUUCACCGCCGUGUUCGCCUUGAAUGUAGGCCUGAACGCGGUCGCUCUGUGCCUGGGAUUGCUGUUCGUUUACGACACGUCCGAGCCGUACAAGGCGACCGAUUCGCUGUACAGGAGUACGUUCGACCCAAAUAUCGUGGUCAAGAGCUGCAAGACCGUGUUCGUCAAGCGCGACAACCACAAUCGCCUUAUCCUCUUGCUGAUGGUCGUCGCCUCGCCGUUGACCGGCGCUCCUUUUGUGGGUGAAAUAGGUCUGAUGUAUAUGUAUCUGAGAAAGCAGUUUGGCUUCAAAGAAAUUGAUUUUAGUUUAUUCAAUGCGUACACAAUGGGAAUUAUGCUAUUUGGAUCACUGUUUACUCUUGGAAUUUUGAGUCGAAAACUUAAAAUGAAUGAUGCAAUGAUUGGUUUGAUUGCUACUUCCUUUGAUAUUGCAACUGCUAUUGGAUUUCUAUCAAUUACUAAAUUGCAAUAUUUAUUAUUCGUACCUCCAUUAGAACUUUUCCGUGGUGCAGCAUUAGCUCUCUCAGGUGCCAUAGCUUCGAAAUGUGUGGAAUCUCAUGAAUUAGGGUCCAUGAAUUCCGUGAGAAUGGCCAUCGAAAAUUUAUCAAAAAGUGCAAUUCUGCCAUUAUAUAGUAUAGUAUACAAUAAAACGCUGGAAUCUAUGCCUAGUGCCUUUUUUAUCAUCAGCAUAUGUUUAACCGUACCAUUAAUCGGAUGUUUCGGAAUUACUUAUUACUUGACCCGAAAUCAAAAAGAGCCGGUUAAACCAAUCCAGAAAAAUAAUUUGGAAGAUACAUCAAAUGAUCUCAAUGCUAAUACUACUACUAAUACUAAUGGGAUGAAAUCUGACAACGUUGAAGGACUUGUGCAUAUGUAAAUAAUAAAUAAUUUAUUUUAUUUAUGUAAGUAUUAAGACGUAUAAUAUAAAAACAUCCUAAGUUUAACCACUUAUGGUAAAAAUAGGUAAAUAUACUUCUUAAAUAUUUGUGAAUUCAGAAAAUUUAUAUUAAAUGUGAAUGUAACAUUGAAUAA